Molecule: messenger RNA, 2867 nt
Organism: Austrofundulus limnaeus
Lineage: Eukaryota; Metazoa; Chordata; Actinopteri; Cyprinodontiformes; Rivulidae
Gene: mdm4
Product: MDM4 regulator of p53
Exons: 12
Coding region: 176-1654 (492 amino acids)
Biological process (GO): protein ubiquitination; negative regulation of apoptotic process; regulation of cell cycle
Cellular component (GO): nucleus
Molecular function (GO): ubiquitin-protein transferase activity
Source: RefSeq, a predicted model, not a curated record
GUCAUUCCACCUAUGUCUCCGGAAGCUGAGUAGUAGUCAAUCAUCGUUUUGAAUUUGAAGUUGUGUCUUUGUUACUUCAUCGUAACCUCACCUGGAGUCUAAAACGAGACAUUUGGACUUUUUCUCUAUUUUUCCAAGAUAUGGGCUCCCCGUUAAGACUACAAUUGAAAUUACUAUGAGCUCUUUGUCGGCCCACCCUUCAACUUCAAGCUCAUCGAGCAGGACUCCUGGAGAGGGUAAUCAGGUGCAACCAAAAGCCCCUCUGCUGCAGAUUCUGCGUGUAGCAGGAGCACAGGAGGAUGUCUUCACACUCAAAGAGGUGAUGCACUACUUGGGUCAGUACAUCAUGGGGAAGCAACUGUAUGAUAAACAGAGGCAGCACAUAGUCCACUGCCAGGAUGAUCCUUUGGGAGAACUGCUGGAAGUUGAAAGCUUCUCAGUGAAAAACCCAAGCCCGGUGUAUGAAAUGCUGAAGAAAAACUUAGUUGUUCUUAAUUGUUCUGACGCUGCAGAGAAUCUUUCAGUGGGCCGUGAGUGUGUAGAGGGAGGAGUGGAAGACCGUGGUCAGGCGUCUGGAGGUGCGGUCAAAGCAGUGGGGGCAGCCAUCAGUGACAGGCCUCUUCUGCAGACCCCCUCCCAGAGACGACCUCGAGAUCCAGAUGACGAGUCCGCCGAAGGCCUGCCGCGCUCUGCCUGCAAACGUCCCAAACUGGACGUCACCCUUGACGAGUGGGACCUCUCCGGUCUGCCUUGGUGGUUUCUGGGUAAUCUUCGUAACAACUAUAGCCGAAGGAGCAAUGGCUCCACUGACAUCCACACAAACCAACUGUCUCAUACACAGGAGGAGGACACAGCCGUUGUGUCGGACACCACUGAAGACCUCUGGUUCCUGACCGAGGGCGAGAGUGAACAAGUGAGCGUGGAAAUGAAAGAAGCCGCGCUGGAAGAAGGAAGCGGAGGUGAAGAAGGUUCACUCGACGAUGAUUUUGGAGGAGGGAAAGAAGAGAAGGCAGAUCGGGAGAUGCAGGAGGAGCUCGAGGAGGACUCGCAGUGUCUGAGUGAUGACACGGACACAGAGAUUUCCACACAGGAUGCCUGGCAGUGCACAGAAUGCAAGAAAUAUAACACACCUCUCCAGCGGUACUGCGUCCGCUGCUGGGCUUUACGUAGAAACUGGUACAAAGAUGUCCCUAGACUCGCUCACUCCCUGUCUGUCCCUGACAUCCCAGCAUGCAGUUCUCUUUCCACCCACAGCGACGAAGACGACAUCGACACAGGCGUCGAUGUCCCCGACUGCAGCAGAACGGUGUCUGAUCCCGUCAUUCUGCCCUCCCACUCCACAGCCGACCGACCCCUGCCCACGGUGGUUAUGGGUAAAGGCAAGGGGCCGCGCCCAUCAGGCGUCCAAAUGCAGCUGUCCCAGGGCGAGAGUCAGGAAAGUUUGGGCAUGGAGGUGGAAAACAUGCGACCGGAGGCGUUGCUGGAGCCCUGCAAGCUAUGUCGAGURCGGCCGCGUAACGGGAACAUCAUCCACGGACGCACGGCUCACCUUCUUACGUGUUUCCCAUGUGCAAAGAGGCUGCAUAAGUUCCACGCUCCUUGUCCAGGGUGUGGAAAGAUUAUUCAGAAAGUCAUUAAGAUAUUCAUCCUUUAAAAAGCACACCUAUUGAUCAGUCAGGAUUGACUUAAGUAAUGCAAAGAUUUAAAACUCAUUGCAGGUAGGAAGCACAAAAAAGCUCAACUUUUUUUUAAUCCUCUUUUUGUGUUAUUUAGAGUUGAGUUACUUUAUAAAGAGUUGCAAAUAAGUUAUUUUUUUGUUUUCAGCAGCUGCAUACUUGUAAAAGCCAAGGUCAGGCCAACAUUGUAAAUAAACUGUUCUGUUUUGCCUGUUGAAAUAAAGGUUAAAUAAAAAAAAAUAAAUAAAAGCUUCCUUCUAAACUAUUACUUUAGCUCUUUUCAGCUUAGUAAACAUCUUGUACAAUAUCUAUAUGGUAGCUGAAAUUUUGUUGCUCUCAAAUAGUUUAAAUCUUAAAAAGUAACUUAUUUGAGAAUCUGCAGCUGAAGUGUUAAACCUGUAGAUUUUCUUCUGGGAAUAGUUUGUGUUGUGUUGACUAUAUUCACUAAACCUGUGCAGCAAAAACAUUCUUAUAUUGCUGGUUUGUGUUAAAAUGUGUUGCAGUUUUUUUUACACCUCAUACUUAAGUUAAAGACUUGUACGUUAUGUAUGUAAUUUAUUUAUGAUGCAGUUUAAAAUGAUAAGAAUCUGCUCUUGUUAUAGAGUUGUAAUGUGUAAUUUUACUGAUAAAAAAUAUACAGGGAGUUUGAUUUAACCGAUUCACUGCCAUAUGACUAAUUUGUAUAUAGUAAAUUUUAUUUUAGUUCUGCAUUUUGUAAUUAUUGUGUCGCUGGACCUUGUUUAUGCUAUUCGCUCUCUAAAAACAAAAAUAUCUUAAUUCUUUCUUGAAAGAUAGUCUACAGAUAAUGGCAAUAGGUUCUUAUUUGGACUUACGAAACAGUUUUUUUCUUCAUCUGCUUUUUUCUUGCGCUAUAUAUUUUUGCCAGCAGAUGGUGAUAUUUCAACCUUGUAAAUGCUGAAACUAUAAUCUCAGUAAUAACCUGUAAUACACUUAAAGCAUGCCUGUUGUCAUGACUAGAGCCUAACUUAGGACUCAUGUGAAAGCUUUAAACAAUGUUAACAAAGUUGAUUUAUAUUUAUCAGCAUCAUUAUGCAUAAAAAUGAUCUUCAACAGGAUGCAGACCUCAUUAAUGGUAAUUAGAGAAGGAACGUCCCUGAAGGUUUACGUUUGGUACAGUUUUUUGGUUACAGUUUUAAUGUUUUGUUUAAGCAAUAAAAGUUUAAAAUCAAA